UCUCCCCUUUUCUGUUGCUCUCUCUCUCUCUCUCUCUAUAUAUAUAUAUAUAUAUAUCUCGCGUCCCUCUUCACCCCUCUCUCUAUCUCAUUUGUCUUUCGCCCUUCUUCACUCCCCUUUCCUGUUACUCUCCCCCUCUCUCUCUCUAUAUAUAUCUCGCGUCCUUCUUUACCCUUCUCUCUCUCUCUCUAUCUCCCUUACUCUUAUCCCCCUCUCUCUAUUUCCAUAGUUUCAAUUAAACAUCUUCCCAUCGAAAUGUUGUCUUCGUGCCGACACCCAGGGUUUCGUACUCUUCUGAGCAACUUUGCCAAACAGCAGCGCUUUGCCAGUACCUUGGUAAUUGCUGAACACAACAAUGAUACACUCGGCUCUAUUACUCUGAAUGCAAUUAGUGCUGCAGCAAAGAUCGGUGGAGACAUCACAUGUUUGGUGGCAGGAACUCAAUGUGCCAAGGUUGCAGAAUCUGUGAGCAAAGUAAAAGGUGUUGGAAAAGUUCUAGUUGCCGAAAACGAAUCCUUCAGUGGUUUCUUACCAGAAUCCCUGACUCCAUUGAUAGUUAACCUGCAGAAUCAGUUUAAAUUCAGUCAUGUUUUGGCCGGUGCCACAGCUACUGGGAAAAACCUGUUACCCCGAGUUGCUGCUAAACUUGAUAUUUCACCAGUUAGUGAUAUCAUUGGUAUUAAAUCAGAAGAUACAUUUAUACGCACUAUUUAUGCUGGUAAUGCCAUCCAAACAUUGCAGGUGACUGAUAGUGUAAAGGUGGUUACUGUACGAGGCACUUCUUUCGACCCUGCUCCUACAAAUGGCUCUGGUGCUGCUAUUGAAAAUGUUCCCGAUGCCACUGUUGAGAACUCUGUUUCCAAAUUUCAAGGCCAACAACUGUCAAAAAGUGACCGGCCUGAGCUGUCCAGUGCCAGUAUUGUUAUAUCUGGAGGACGUGGAAUGAAGAGCGGAGACAACUUCAAGCUCCUCUAUGAUCUUGCUGAUAAAAUGAAUGCAGCUGUUGGUGCAUCUCGUGCUGCAGUUGAUGCUGGUUUUGUCCCUAAUGAUCUGCAGGUUGGGCAGACAGGCAAGAUUGUGGCACCGGACCUUUAUAUGGCUGUCGGUAUAUCUGGUGCAAUCCAACAUUUGGCUGGCAUGAAAGACAGUAAGAUUAUUGUUGCUAUCAAUAAGGACCCAGACGCUCCUAUCUUUCAAGUUGCGGAUUAUGGAUUAGUAAUGGACUUAUUCAAGGCUGUUCCUGAGAUGACAAACCUCAUCAAGAGUUCCUGAUGUUCUCAUGCUGUGUGACCUAGUGAUCGGGUGAUGGCGUAACACAAGAACAUUGAUUGGUUUGGUCUGACCAGAUGUGACGUGGAGACACUUGAUUAUAGUAAUCACACACACACACGUGCACACACACAUUUACUUACACACACUGGUUAAUACAAACACACAGACACAGUUAUACAUAUAUACAGUCUGGUAUACACAUGUAGUUUCUAGCGUAUGCUUCUCAGACUGCUACAUGCAUACAAACACAGUGUCAUACAUACACAUACUACAUGCAUACAAAUGUACAUAUGUAUAUGCACACACACACACACGCAUACAUACUGACUUAAAUAUACACACAUACACAUAUUCAGUUAUAUAAAUGUUCUUUACUGAUGAAUAAACAACGUUGUGAUAAUUUUAUUUACA
This is a messenger RNA of Octopus bimaculoides (California two-spot octopus), 1683 nucleotides long. RefSeq names its product electron transfer flavoprotein subunit alpha, mitochondrial. Gene Ontology annotation, cellular component: mitochondrion. The record is from RefSeq and is a predicted model, not a curated record. NCBI's taxonomy places the organism in Eukaryota, Metazoa, Mollusca, Cephalopoda, Octopoda, Octopodidae. Gene Ontology annotation, molecular function: electron transfer activity; flavin adenine dinucleotide binding. Gene Ontology annotation, biological process: fatty acid beta-oxidation using acyl-CoA dehydrogenase.